AUGGCAAGGACCGGCGAACCCCCGGUGCCCAGCACCAUCGACGGCGUCAUUUUCACGCUCACACGGCAACAGCACCCCAACCCACACGGGGUGAUGAUCGACCACGUGCACCUGGAGCGCGAGGGCCUCGGCGAGGGCGGCCACUGGGUCUCCCUGGCAGGGCGUCUGCUCCAGCAGCACUGGUGCCGGUGUCCGCUGGGGCGGGGGGAGCAGCGCAGGGGGGCGGCCGUCAUCUGCGGCGGCCGCGUGCGCCUGUUCACCGAUGAGCCCACCUUCCGCCAGCCGGUGGCCCUCCCCUUCUACCACCUGAAUGAGGCCGAGUGGCCCGCGAUCGACGGCAUGGCCCCGCCCCUGCCGGUGCUCCUCGCGUUCCAGGAGCAUUUGAUGAAGCCUGCGACUGGGUUGACUGAGGAACGACUCUAG
Molecule: messenger RNA, 423 nt
Organism: Aspergillus uvarum CBS 121591
Lineage: Eukaryota; Fungi; Ascomycota; Eurotiomycetes; Eurotiales; Aspergillaceae
Exons: 1
Coding region: 1-423 (140 amino acids)
Source: RefSeq, a predicted model, not a curated record